Molecule: messenger RNA, 2865 nt
Organism: Closterium sp. NIES-65
Lineage: Eukaryota; Viridiplantae; Streptophyta; Zygnematophyceae; Desmidiales; Closteriaceae
Source: the annotation of a GenBank genome assembly
AUGCUCGUCCGCCUGGUCAUGCGAAACAUUCUCGAGUAUCUGGAGAAACGGGAGUGGGAGGAAGAGGUGGUUUCGGAUCUUGCUGCGUGCGUCAUGCAACAGGGCUUCUUGCUAAGGACAAGUUUAGAAGAAGACGGCGCUGCUGGCGGAAAGGACGACCCUGGUGAUGGUGAGGGAGAAGAGAUGGAAGAAGGGGAAGAGGAGGAGGGAGAAGCAGGGGGACAGGGUUCAGGGGAGGGUUCAGGGGACGAGGAGGAUGGGGAAGAGGAGGACGGGGAAGAGGAGGACGGGGAAGCGGAGGGCGGGGAAGAGGAGGACGGAGAAGAGGAGGAUGGGGAAGAGGAGGACGCGGAAGAGGAGGACGCGGAAGCGGAGGACGCGGAAGCGGAGGAUGGGGAAGAGGAGGAUGGGGAAGAGGAGGACGGGGAAGCUAAUGCGGAGCAGCAGAAUGGCGUGAAGGAGGAAGUUUGUGGUGGGGAGCAUGAUGACGAGAAAGCAGAAGCUGCUGAAGUGAAACUUAGUGAGCAAUCAGGAAAGAAACAGCACGGGGAGAAGCAGCAGGACUCAACCGCCAAGCGCAAGAGGCAGCCAGCAGCAGCAGCAGCAGCAGCCACAGCAGGGCAGUGGUCCGGGCAAGAACGCAAGGGAAAGAAGGAUGCCGUGGCAAAGGGAGCAGAGAGUGCCGAGAGGAAGGAGCAGCAGACGGUGCAGGGACAAGCAGCCGUAGACUCGUCAUCAUCAGCAGCUGCAGACCCUAUCCCCACUGCUGCAACAGCUACCCUACGAUCAGAUCUUGCCACAGGUGCUGGGAGCGUGGGUGCUCGGAUCAUGGCUGCAGGCGAAUCCGCCGCUGCUGCUGCCGCAGCAGGAAGCGAGGCAGGAGGUCCGGUGACCCGAUCCAAGGACGGGAGAACAGACGCCGAAGCAGUCGGCGUGCAGUCAGCUCCGGCGGGCAAGGCCGGUGGCGCUGCAGGCAGGCGGAAGAAAAAGUGCACUCAAGCCCGGACUAAGCCGGGGCCAAUCAACAUGCGCAUGCUCAUGGCUACUGCAGACACGAGCCCCUCGCAGAUGACUGCCUCUGGGCGGAAGAAGGUGGAUAAAGCUGCCCGCUCGCCUGCUGCCAAGUCCCCUUCUGCUGUGUCGCUGCGCCUGGUUAAUUUCCUGAACCCCAUCCUUUCCUCCCUCAUUCCUUCCGAAGGGGUGGGACAGAUGGGAGAACAGAUGGGGGGAGAACAGAGAGGUGGUCCCUUUCCUUCGCCCCCACAAUCGAACAGCGUUUUGAUUCCCUCUCUGCUCCCCACCAUCCUCCCCCCAGCUCUCUCCCCGGCAUCUGCCCUCCGUUACCCCCAUCCUCUUCCCUGUUUCCCCGUAUCCCCUGCCGUGCUUCCCCCCAUCCUAUCCCCUCUUACCCCCGUAUCCCCUGCCCUGCUUCCCCCCAUCCCCUGCCCUGCCUUCCCCCAUCCCCUUCCCUGCUUCCCCCAUCCCCUUCCCUACUUCCCCCCAUCCCCUUCCCUGCUUCCCCUCAUCCCCUUCCCUGCUUCCCCUCGUCCCCUCCCCUGCUUUCCCCCAUCCCCUUCCCUGCUUCCCCAUCAUCCCCUUCCCUGCUUUCCCCCAUCCCCUCCCUGCUUCCCCCCAUCCCCCUCCCUGCUUCCCCCCACCCCUUCCCUGCUUCCCCCCCUUCCCUUUCCCUGCUUCACCCCAUCCCCUCCCUGCUUCCCCCCAUCCCGUCCCUGCUUCCCCCCAUCCCCUUCCCUGCUUCCCCCCAUCCCCUUCCCUGCUUCACCCCAUCCCCUUCCCUGCUUCCCCCCAUCCCCUUCCCUGCUUCCCCCCAUCCCCUUCCCUGCUUCACCCCAUCCCCUUCCCUGCUUCCCCCCCCCUCCCCUGCUUCCCCCCAUACCCCUCCCUGUUUCCCCCCAUCCCCUUCCCUUCUUCCCCCAUCCCCUCCCCUGCUUCCUCCCAUCCCCUUCCCUGCUUCACCCCAUCCCCUUCCCUGCUUCCCCCCAUCCCCUUCCCUGCUUCCCCUCGUCCCCUCCCCUGCUUUCCCCCAUCCCCUUCCCUGCUUCCCUCCAUCCCCUUCCCUGCUUCCCCCCAUCCCCUGCCCUGCUUCCCCCCAUCCCCCUCCUGCUUCCCCCCAUCCCCUUCCCUGCUUCCCCCCUUCCCUUUCCCUGCUUCACCCCAUCCCCUCCCCUGCUUCCCCGCAUCCCGUCCCGUGCUUCCCCCAUCCCCUUCCCUGCUUCCCCCCAUCCCCUUCCCUGCUUCACCCCAUCCCCUUCCCUGCUUCCCCCCAUCCCCCUCCCUGUUUCCCCCAUCCUCUCCCUUCUUCCCCCCAUCCCCUCCCCUGCUUCCUCCCAUCCCCUUCCCUGCUUCACCCCAUCCCCUCCCCUGCUUCCCCCCAUCCCGUCCCGUGCUUCCCCCCAUCCCCUUCCCUGCUUCCCCCCAUCCCCUUCCCUGCUUCACCCCAUCCCCUUCCCUGCUUCCCCCCAUCCCCUUCCCUGCUUCCCCCCAUCCCCUUCCCUCCUUCCCCCCUGCUGCCUCCCAUCACUCUCAUUCUCCUUCCUCCCGCACUCACACACUCUCAGUCCUCUUGCCUCUCUCUCUCCGUCCUCUCAGCACUCGCACUCCUCCUCACCACCACCCUCAGCCCUCCUUCCCCUCACACCCACCCAUGUCCCACCUGCCUCCCCAUCCCCUGCCUGUCCCUCCCUGCCCUGCCCUUCCUUCUCCAUCCCUUCUCAAAGCCUUCCCUUUCAAUGUCAUGCCCUCACCUUCCCCCUCAUCUUCCGCCCUCCAGUUACCAUGCAUGUGCACCCAUCACUGUCUCCCCAUACCGUGUCAAGCAGAGGGAGCAAGCUGAGGCGCAGCUAG